Messenger RNA from Syzygium oleosum, 1441 nucleotides. Its product is annotated as ethylene-responsive transcription factor 13-like. The coding region runs from base 243 to 1010 and encodes 255 amino acids. Gene Ontology annotation, biological process: ethylene-activated signaling pathway; regulation of DNA-templated transcription. Gene Ontology annotation, molecular function: DNA-binding transcription factor activity; DNA binding. The transcript has a single exon. The record is from RefSeq and is a predicted model, not a curated record. NCBI's taxonomy places the organism in Eukaryota, Viridiplantae, Streptophyta, Magnoliopsida, Myrtales, Myrtaceae.
ACUUGAAACAUGUGACUAGAAUCUCCCCACCAAUGCACAGGCAACUUCUCAGCAACUGCAACAUGGGGAGCUAAUAAUGUAAAAAAUAGAUCGAAUGAUUGAAAAUUAUGAUUUUUUAAAGCUAGCUCAAUGUAUUUAUAUAUCUCCCACUUUGGUCAUCCUCUCAACUGUUCCACUGUAGUCCUUCAAUCAUCAGCGAUACAAACUAUACACAAGUCAAUAGCUGGUUGAUCGCCUGUAGAAUGCUUCCAGAAAUCAUGAGUCCCUUUGAGACCCAUCAAUUCGAUGUCUUGAAAUCAAUUUGCGACCAUCUUCUUCAGGAUGAUGAUGUUGCUGAGAAUGCUGCAGUUUUUGCAGCAAGGAGUUCGAGCUUCAGCGAUCUUUUGCUGACGGAAAGCUGGAGCGAACUGCCUCUGAAAGUCGACGACUCAGAGGACAUGGUUGUCUACGGCGCUCUGUGCGAGGCGCUCAGUUCUGGGUGGGGGAUGCCUUCGGUUUCGAAUCAAGAACUUGAUUCCGAAGUGGCGACCAUUGAUAAUGACACCAUUGGUCUGGAGGUGCAGAAGAGACCGGAGGAGAUGGUGGAGCUUGAGAUGCGAGCAUCGGUCAAGAAGGCGCAUUAUAGAGGAGUGAGGAGGCAGCCAUGGGGAAAAUAUGCGGCGGAGAUAAGAGACCUCAAGAAGAAUGGCGUGAGGAUUUGGCUUGGGACUUACGAGACGCCCGAGGAUGUGGCGUUGGCCUAUGACCGGGCUGCUUUCAAGAUGAGAGGGUCCAAGGCCAAGCUCAACUUCCCUCACCUCAUCGGCUCGGCCGAGUACGAGCCCGUUAGGGUCAGCCCCAAGCGUCGGUCCACCGAGCCUAGCUCACCGUCCAGUGAUGACGGGUCAACCAGGACGAAGAGGAGAAGGAGAGAGGUCGAUUCAGAUGCUGAGGUGGAGUUUGGAACUUCAAUCCCUUUUCCCAUUUUGGAUAUGGGCUUGUUAGGUGUGGACGAACAGUUUUUAUUUUGAUUGUGCGCACUGUCCAGACAUUUUCUUCAUUCUGACCCAAAAAAAAAAACAGACAUUUUCUUCAUCAAUGAAAAGUCAAUCAGGCAAUUUCGUGUUGUGCAAAGACUGUCAAUUUGGUUUUGCCUAUUCCAUUUCCUUGAGAGUUUGGUCAGAAAAACCAAAACCGUUUCUAAUUAUGGAUCUACCAAUACAAAAGUGACUAACAAAGUCAAAGAAUGCUUAGUGAAAUUUCCCUUAUAUUCCGGGAAAUAGCAGGCUCUAAAUUAAACAUAAAGAGCAAUAUACAGAGUCUAAGUCUUGAAAUAGAGUUCCCAGCUUUGUCAAGGUUCGAAAGACACAUAGCAUCAGGAGGAGGUUCGAACAAAAUACAAGAUGGUUCUUUCAGCAUCCUUUCUUUCUGAGCAAAGCUUAUCCACACAUCGGUUUCCUUC